UGAGGUUUCUCUUUCAGCUAAAGUUUGAUCUCGUUUCUUUCCUGAAGGCAAUGUAUUCAUUCAUUUCUUCAGGCAUUCCUGUAUUCAUCAAGCCAUAUUAAUAGAAUGCCUUGAAUGUGCCAGGCACUCAAGUUGUACAAGGCAGCCUAAGUUACGCUCAAGUUGCUUGGCAUCUGAUAAAGGAGACCGACAGGGAAUUACAGUACGGUUAGGUGUGGUGAGUGGGGACGGUACCCAAGGUCCGCCCAGAGGCACCAGGGGCUCAGAGGACGGUCAGACUUGGAAACCAGCCUGCAUAAAUCUGAGGAUGUCCAGAGGCUUUCCAGAAGGCUUUCCAGAGGCUGAGAUGCAUUUUGAAACGUGAAUUGGAGUUAGCAGAAAAUAAAGACGACGAUGAUGAUGAAGAAAAAAGCUGAAAGUGGGGUGGGGACAGCAGUACGGGCAGAGAUCAGCUCGUUUGAAGGCAUGGAGGAGGUGACGUGUUGUGUAUGGGGACCUAAGUGUGGCCUUUGGAGGAAUUUGUAAGUGUCUGGGUUCGAGAUCCUAGGAUUCAGAAGGAGGACUUUUGGCAUUCUUAUAUCGACUAUGAGAUAUGUAUUCAUACAACUGCCGGAACUUCCAUCUAAAAACCUAUUUUUCAACAUGAACAAUCGCCAGCAUGUGGAUCAACGGCGCCAGGGUUUGGAAGAUUUCCUCAGAAAGGUCCUACAGAAUGCACUUUUACUUUCAGAUAGCAGCCUUCACCUCUUCUUACAGAGCCAUCUGAAUUCAGAAGACAUCGAGGCAUGUGUUUCUGGGCAGACUAGGUACUCUGUAGAAGAAGCAAUUCACAAGUUUGCCUUGAUGUACAGACGUUUCCCUGAAGAAAAUGAAGAAGGAAAAAAAAAUGAUAUAGAUUAUGAUUCAGAAAGUUCAUCCUCCGGGUUUGGACAUAGUAGUGAUGACAGCAGUUCACAUGGAUGUAAAAUGAGCACAGCUCCACAGGAAUCCUGAAAAAUAAUUCUAAUGUUACUAUCUUAGGAAUAGCAAAUUAUGUCCAGUCAUAGUGAAGAAAGCUUGCUAAUGACAUAUUCUUACCUAACGCUCACUGUCAUGACAUUAGGUAUUUAAAUUCUUCAAGAUGUUGGGUUGUUUAUUAGUAGUAUUUUUAUGUUCUUAUUUUGGCUAAGCUUCUGUAAAAAGCUAAAAGCCUGUGAAUGCAACACUCCUUUAUAGGCAAACAUUAUUGGUAAAACAAGACCCUGCCCUCAAAUAAAAUAAUUUAUAUGUUUAAAAAAGCCUAGUUGGUUUUAUUGAAUUUGAAAAGAUAGGUAAACAGGUAGCAUUUAUAAUCCAGAUAGAGCGUUUCUUCUUGUAUCAGUGGGGCAGUGUUACUGUAAACACAGCGUGUAUGAACUCCACCACUAAGACUGACAGUGGAGACCAGACUGCUUCGUUCAGACAUGCGGCUGGUAUUUUGUGGGUACUUCCCCUGCACUGGGAAAACACUUUGCUUUUGGGUGUUUGAAAUAUUUUAAGAGUGUUUAACCUUUUCGGUAUUGUACUUGACACUUAGAUGGGAAAUGUUAUCUUAUGAAUAGACAUGUUAAAAUAAUGUUUACAUCUUAGAGAAAACAGAAAUUGUGCUCGUAAUUUUGCUUAUACUUGCAAUACAUAGAUUCAGAAAGACAGUUUCAUUGUCCCAAAUCAGCUUUAACAUAUUGUUUCCAGGAAACAAAUAAUUUGUUUUCAUUAUCAUUGCGUAAUUAGAAUUAUAGGUUAAUGAUUUAUUUUCUGACUAAAUGUGCAGUUUCUUAUCACUAGAUAACUUUCAGUGUCAGUGGUGGUUACUUGUUACUUAUCUUUAAGUUAGAAGUAGCAUCUUAUACAAAUUAAUAAAUUAAUUUUACCAAUAAGUAUUCCCAUAAUUUAGAAAAGGAUAUCAGCUUGCUAAUUUCAGAAUUAAUUAUUCAUUUUCAAAAAGCCCUUUCUUUUUAGGCAUCUGCCAGAAAAUUGGUAUAAUUUAAUAAAAUUUUUUUUAUUAUUUAUUUAUUUUUUUUCAGUGGCCCAAAGAGAAAAAUGUCUUGGGUAAACUACAUUGAACUUCAAAUUUCAGAUGAGGUACCAUUUUCUUGAGAUAAUUACAAAGUUUCUUCCUUGUUGACUGGUACAAAAUAUCUCUGAAACUAACAGGAAGAUAUUUUUACAUAACUGGGAUAACUUGUUGCUUUAAUUAAAUGGUAUCUCACCUCAUUUUAUUUUAACUAGGAGUUUUAAAGUUACUGUUUUAAAAAGUCUUUGAAAUGCUUUAACUAAGAAGCAACAGAAAAAAAUUAAAUUUAGAAUAAGAAUGAUUUCCGUAAUUUAUUUUCUUGUUUUUUGUUUGGUCUAAGACAUUAUUGAGCAUUUGCAAAUAUUUUGAUUUAACGUAUGCAGGAUCUUGUUACUUAAUCAUCUAGGACUCAUUAUUUUAAUACAGGAAAAAAAAAGAUUUAGCAGUUUCUUUUUUAUCUUGCUAACAUGUAAAGUUUGCCAUAUAGUCAUUUAAGAGUGCUCCCCCACUCCUUGGCAAUAUGUAUUUGAAUUUCACAUUGUUUUCCAGCAGUUUUGAAAAGCAUGCAAUAUGCCACUGAUUGUCAUAUUAUUUUUACAUGAUGUAACAGGCAUCAAAAUGGAUAUUAAGUAAUGCCUAAUACUAUGGUAUGUAAACUUCAUGAGAUCAUUGCUUUCACAUUAAACAUGAAAAAGUCAACUUUAGUUUGUUGGAUCACUUAUUUUAUACAAGAGAAUAUAUUUCUUCUGACUUAGAUUUAAAUUCAGUGUGUUUGAAUGAUUGGUAAUUUUUAAUGAAGAACUUUGGUAAAAUUUGUUUUAAUAUUCACUCUAAUUGUACACUUUUGAGGCUUUUAGCCUUGGUUUGGUUGUUUUGAAAUCUAAGCACUGGCUUGUUAAAACUGAUAGCCAGCAGCGGAGAUAUUUAGAUGAACUUCAACCCCCAGUGGCUUUCUUGCUUUGUUCAAGUCUCUUGUUUUUCUUUGGCAUAUGUUUAUAAAGCUUUCUUUAGGAAAAGAAAAUAAUUACUUCAGUAACUAAACUAAAUAGAACAGAUGUUUAUUUAAAACUGUUUUUAAUGUAACUUAAAGAAUUCUAAUCUUGGGUCUUUUAUGAUUUACCGUACAUCAAAACUGUAUUUCCCUGGCUAAUUCUGAAAGUGUAAACUAUUCACCCAUAAAGUCAGUUUAUGUGCUUUAUUUGAGAACUUGUUUUAUAUAUAUAUAACCCAAAGGUGUCAACAAUGAAAGUCAACAACCUGUUACUUAGAGCUUCUUUUAAAGUCUCACUUGGAAAAAGGUGAUUUAAAUUCUAGUUAAAAUUUCACGUUUUAAAAAUUUACUAAGGACAAACAAAUGUUUAUCUUUAAGUGGUUAUGUCCUUUAACAUAUUAAGUAUCAUGCAGGAGCUUUUCAAGCCGAGUUCACAUUUUAUU
Messenger RNA from Rhinolophus ferrumequinum (greater horseshoe bat), 3466 nucleotides. It is a transcript of the gene SNX10, whose product is annotated as sorting nexin 10. Gene Ontology annotation, biological process: intracellular protein transport. NCBI's taxonomy places the organism in Eukaryota, Metazoa, Chordata, Mammalia, Chiroptera, Rhinolophidae. The transcript is spliced from 5 exons. The record is from RefSeq and is a predicted model, not a curated record. Bases 586 to 993 code for a protein of 135 amino acids. Gene Ontology annotation, molecular function: phosphatidylinositol binding.